GCCGAUCCAGCAGCACACAGAAGAGAGGUGGGGCCAGGCCGAGCAGCAUGUCGGGCCCCGGACUGCUGGUGGAGCUGCUGGGAGAGAAGCUGGUGAAUUCGGAACGGGAGGAAGCGGAUGUGCAGGCUCUGGGCUCCAGGGUGUCUUUGAUUGGUCUGCUGUUCGGCUGCGGGAUGAGCGCCCCGUGCCUGCAGCUGCUCCCUGGCCUGAAGGACUUCUAUUGCAAGACUCGGGACCGUCUGGAGAUCGUCUUCGUCUCCUCCGACCCCGACCAAAAGAAAUGGCAGCUCUUUGUCAAGGACAUGCCUUGGCUGGCACUGCCCUACCAGGAGAAGCACAGAAAGCUCAAACUAUGGAAUAAGUUCAGAAUCUCCAACAUUCCCUCACUUAUAUUUAUUGAGGCCUCUACUGUCAAGACUGUAUGUAGGAAUGGACUUUUGUUAGUGAAAGAUGACCCAGAAGGUCUGGAGUUUCCUUGGGGUCCAAAACCUUUCUGCGAAGUGAUUGCUGGUCCUUUAAUAAGGAACAAUAGCCAGUCACAGGAAAGCAGCACUCUGGAGGGGUCCUAUGUUGGCAUUUAUUUCUCUGCAUAUUGGUGUCCUCCGUGCCGCAGUCUCACCCGCGUUCUGGUGGAAUCAUACCGGAAAAUUAAGGAGUCUGGACAGAAGUUUGAAAUUGUGUUAGUCAGUGCUGACAGGUCAGAAGAAUCCUUUAAGCAGUAUUUUAGCGAAAUGCCCUGGCUGGCUGUCCCAUACAGUGACGAAGCAAGAAGGUCACGGCUGAAUCGAUUAUAUGGAAUACAAGGUAUCCCUAACCUCAUCAUAUUAGAUCCCAAAGGCGAGGUGAUUACAAGGCAAGGGCGUGUAGAAGUCCUCCGUGAUAUUGACUGCAAGGAGUUUCCAUGGCACCCAAAGCCUGUAGUAGAGCUGACUGAAUUAAAUGCAGUGCAAUUAAAUGAGGGACCCUGUCUUGUUCUCUUCGUAGAUUCAGAGGAUGAAGGAGAGUCAGAAGCUGCAAAACAACUUAUCCAACCCAUAGCCGAGAAAAUAAUAGCACAGCAUAAAGCCAAAGACGAGGAUGCACCACUACUGUUCUUUGUCGCAGGGGAGGAUGAUAUGACUGAUUCACUGCGGGAUUUCACCAAUCUCCCAGAAGCUGCCCCUCUGCUCACCAUACUGGACAUGUCUGCCAGAGCAAAGUAUGUGAUGGAUGUAGAGGAGAUAACACCAGAGAUCGUCCAGAGCUUUGUUACCGACUUCUUAGCAGAAAAACUGAAACCUGAGCCCAUAUAGAGAGAUAACACAGUAUUUUUACCUGCAGAAAGUCAUUAUUUAAAACCACAGCUGCUUCUUUCCUUCUUGACGCAAGUAAAGGAUUUUAAUAUAGUGUCACAAGCUCGGAAUGCAUUUCCAUGGUGCCUUUUGUGUGUUUGUUUUAAAAUAAUCUCACCCUUGUCCUGGAACGCUACUCUAUAUAACCGUGCUUCUGCAGGACAGUGUUAUCCGGCAAUGAGUGAAACAACAAUCCUGGGGCUGGACCUGCACAUGCUCUUUGUCAUAAACCAGAGACAUUUCUUACUAGGAAACUCACCACUUCAGUGUUUUGAUAUUCUGCUCUGACUGCUCCAAUAGCAGAACACUCUAUUACUCUUUGUAGUUAAUGGUUUUUUUAAAUAUAUGAAUUGUUACUGGUUCAUGGUUGCAUUACCUCAGAACCCACCAAUCCACCUUUCUAGCUUCUCUGCACAGUUUUGUAUGCAUAUUCUCAGUGUUUCGCUUGGGUGAUUGCGUUUUGUUAUUUGUAUCUAAGAAUUUUAUGAGAACUUCACAGGAGACCUUGAGCCAUAAAUGAAGUCUUAUUACAAGGGAUAUAGACCUGCCAUGCUAAAUUCACUUUCUCUCCCCAAGAUAAUUGCUUACAUAGCUAAGCAAAAACUGUAUAUAAAGCACAAUCCCAGUCAUCUAAAUUUUUAUAUAUUUUUUUUGUAACAUCACAUCACCCUUCUCUCCAGUCCAGCCACUGUUCAUUGUAAAAUCAUAUAUAUCUAUUUGUGAAGGACAAUGGAUGUAAAAUAUUUGCGGAACUCAUUAAAGUCAAGUCACCAUUAAGAAUUUUCAUAGAAAGAACUUGCAUGUUUGUUUCCUUUAACUGAAAUGUUUUGUGGGGAAAAUGAACACUCUUUUACUAUACAGAUAACAAAUAAAGUGGUUCCAGAUUUAAGCAUU
Messenger RNA from Xenopus laevis (African clawed frog), 2225 nucleotides. It is a transcript of the gene nxn.S, whose product is annotated as nucleoredoxin S homeolog. The record is from RefSeq and is marked provisional. Lineage: Eukaryota; Metazoa; Chordata; Amphibia; Anura; Pipidae. Gene Ontology annotation, cellular component: nucleus; cytosol. The transcript has 8 exons. Gene Ontology annotation, molecular function: protein-disulfide reductase [NAD(P)H] activity; thioredoxin-disulfide reductase (NADPH) activity. The coding region runs from base 48 to 1292 and encodes 414 amino acids. Gene Ontology annotation, biological process: negative regulation of Wnt signaling pathway; cellular oxidant detoxification; negative regulation of protein ubiquitination.